UUCUCUCCCCCUCCCUUUUCUCCCGUGUCUUCUACUUAUUCCCUCUCUCUAUUCUUCUUCUUCUUCUUCCUCCUCCUCCUCUCUCUCUCUCUCUCUCUCUCUCUCUCUCUCUCUCGAUCGAUCGAUCUCGACUCGUCAGUUUGGUUUUCAUUGGGGAUUUGGGAGACGGGUUUGCCUCGGUAUUUUCUACUUUGCGUCUGUUUCUUUGUGAGUUUGGUUUUCUGAUUCGGAUAGGUAGGUCCUUCUUCGGAUAGUGUCUUUUCAAGGAUUUUCCAGGCCCUUCUUUUGGGUUUUCUAGGACUUCUGUUUUACUGGUUUUCCAGGGUUUUGAACUGAAAUUGGAGGUAUGUUUUGUGAUUUUCUAGAAGCUUUCUUGUUUUGGUAAUUUUCUUGGAAUAUUUGGAGAAAUGGCACUUGUGAUGCACAAAGAUUCGUCGGGAGCAACAACAGCAGCUGCUAAGCAAUUGGAUACAAGCAUGUGAACUAUACGCCCGAGCAGGUGGAGGCAUUGAAUAGGGUAUAUAUGGAGUGCCCGAAGCUGAGCUCGAUGCGUAUGCAGCUCAUAAUAGAAUGCCCGAUACUGUCAAAUAUCGAGCUGAAGCAGAUCAUGGUCUGGUUUCAGAAUCGAAGGCUUAUGACAGAUGGACAAUAUUUCUUUAAAUCAUAUGACGAGGUUUAUGAAAGUUUUGAUGUGAUGGGUUUGCAAGAGAACCUUCUUAGAGGAAUUUACGCCUAUGGGUUUGAGAAACCCUCAGCAAUCCAACAGAGGGAAUCGUUCCUUUCUGACUUGUAGUGAAUUGUGGAUUGUUGGCUACAUCCGGCAACUUUGCAGUUAGGUAUUUCAACACAGUAUAUUUUGGGAUGGAAAAUCAGCAAACAUAAUUAGCCAACACUUUGAUUCUAAAUUAAUACUUUUGAUUUGAUGAUUCUAAUCAUCUGCUUGGUUUGCUUCUUGCACUAUGACUUGCUCUUAGUUGUAUGAAUGAAUAAAUGGUUUGGACGGUCAAGAUUGUUUAUGGUACUGAUGUCCUACAUAGGUGAUAGCUUCAUUCGGAAAUUGUGAAUGGACAAAAAAUGCAUGCAAUGUGGACGGUGAAUGUGUGCAUGAGUUUUGUCUAUCACACUGUCCACAUUAAAAUGUGGGUUGAAACAAUGGGCUGGAAUAAGGCAUGCUAAAAUUGGAGCAGUGAUUGGUCCAUAAACCCUAUAUCAAAAUGGACCUUUGACCAGCCUUGGAUUUGUCCAUUUAAGGACUAUUUUAUGGCCAGACUUGGAUUUGUCCAUUUAUAUAUGUAUAACUACCUUUUUUGCUUACUAUACAUGUACAAAUUGUCCAUCGAAUUAAGCAGGUGGGUCUGCAAUUAUAUUGUAAGCAUGCAGUUUAAAAAAAAAAAAAAAAACGGAAGAUUAUUUUCUUCUAUUGUAAACAUGUAUUGUUGCCUUAGAUGCAUCAACAUCGCCUGCUUCAAGAGAUCUUACCUCAGAGUUUGGUUCCUGUAUUAAUCCAGGUCUCACAUUCACAUUUCCGUCAUGAGGCUCAGCCCACUCAUUACAACCACAAGUAGGCCUUCAAGAUGAGAGGCUGCUGUUACUUUAAGUCAAGGAUCAUAGAAUCAAGGUAACAGAGUAUUUAGGAUCAAAGACAAUAUUUGGGAUAUUAGGAUAUGUUUCUCUUUGAUUUGAUGCUUAUUUAUAUAUGGAUUGAAUGCCAAAAAAUAAAAUUUAAAA
Molecule: messenger RNA, 1728 nt
Organism: Magnolia sinica
Lineage: Eukaryota; Viridiplantae; Streptophyta; Magnoliopsida; Magnoliales; Magnoliaceae
Product: eukaryotic initiation factor 4A-15-like
Exons: 3
Coding region: 524-793 (89 amino acids)
Molecular function (GO): DNA binding; RNA helicase activity; DNA-binding transcription factor activity
Source: RefSeq, a predicted model, not a curated record